AUGUUCCUUGUUCCCUUGUCAAUAAGAAACAACUUGAGCUCUUUUGUAAGGUUUGAGCCAAAAAGAAGUGAAGUUGUUGUAAUGAAGAAUGAACUAAAAAUGCUACUGUGGAAUGAGGAAUACAUCGAGUUGGUUUCCAUUCCACUGCUAGCUCAGCAGGAAGAAACCUUGAUUUCUAAAGCCUUACCUACAAUAGAUGCCGCAAUUGUUGUGAGAGAUGAUGGUCUGCAUGUGUUUGCUAUAACAAAAGCAAAAUUCUACCAUUUCACAAAGGGAUUGAGCUCUUUUACUGAGAUUUCUCACAGCUUUUCCCAUCCGGAGAUCAAUGCUUGGGGAGAGAUUGUGGUGGUAUUUAGUAACAAUUCAUUUUAUUUGCUUACAAGGAAUGGGUUUAGGAACCUGCAUAUUUCCCCAUACUUCAGGAGCAUAGUCUCUUACUCCUGCGGAAAGUCAUUGAACACUGAUAUGAUUGUCUAUCAAACAGAUUCAUACACAAGCAUCUAUUCCGUCGACGGUAUUCCAAUUCUGGAAAAAUAUCCUUGCACCCAGAAAGCGUUUGUUGCAGACAAGGGAUUAGCGAUUCAAAAGGGAAACGAGAUAUCUUUGUAUGACGUUUCAUAUGGCAUUGAGUUAAUUGCAAGGAUAAAUAUGAAUGUGAGGAUUAAUGCCAUAUGGAAACGUUUUGAAAUAUCAUACGAUAUGCUUUACAUGAGUGGAAUCAGUAAUGACGGAUAUAUUCUCUAUGCAGACGGAUACCUAUUUAAUACAAAUGACCUUAUACAGUCUUUUGAGUUAUAUAGAAACUGCUUUAUUGGUGUUGGUUCAUCUUUCCUAUAUUUCCUGCCGAACGAUAAAGACUUUGAUUUGAAGCUCCUGGAUAGUGAGUACCGACUAUUGAACAAUGUCCUCAAUGGCAACUUCACUCCAUACACAUGUAGAAGCUUCAAGCUUUUUGAUGGAGAACAUCCAUGGGAAAAGGGGGAAGGAAAGAUAGGUAAAGCCGGGUACUUUCUAGGAUUUUUAGUGUAUUCCGGCUUCAAGGUUGAAUGCUGCAAAUUGAUCUGCAACACCCUUAACGAAGUGCAAAAUGACAAGAGAGGGAUCAGAAAACUAAAGAUUCUGAAUGAGGCUAUGAAAUUUGGGCAUAGAGCCUACAAAAAGUUUGUGAAUAUGGACAUAUGUGUAGAAAAGAUAUAUGGCAAGAUCACAGAGAUCAUUAACCCAGAACUCAUUAAUGAGGAGUUCUUGGUGGAUAUGGCCGAGGUUUGUUUUAGAGAUAUUGACUUUAUUGAAGUUCCUAGAUAUUUUCUUCUCAAAGGAAAAAAGCUUAUGGAGCAGGGAGAAGAGUUCAUGGAUUCAUUUUACAAGUGUAUUGGGCUAUUUGAAGAGGUGGUGAUGCUGUUGGAAAAGAACGAUAAGGCAGCUGAGAUAGUGCUCUUGUGGAAAAAAACCGGCUUUUGUAAAGGUUCUUCUCUUGAAUACAUUUGUAAGCAUAGUCUUGCUUAUCUCAUAUCUCAGAGGUGUAUCCAUGGCAUAAUCAGUGGAUGGGACGCCCUCCGAUGCCUUUAUGAAAUGUGGGAAAGAAACAAGGACAAGCAAAGAGCAUCCAAGGACAUCGUUAAAUUUAUAAGUGGAAGAUACGACCUGAUAAUUGGAUGCAUUCUUCCGCCAACUUUAAUAGCACUGAUGUCUGUAGAAAUAGUACAACAUUGCUUUAGAUCCUCUCUUGGAAUAGAUCAGGCCAUAUCAUUCCUUUUAUCGAAUGGGAGAUGUGCUGAUGCUUCAGCCUUAUACUAUCACUUGUUUACCACUACUGGAAGCCAAAUACAUCUGGAGGAGUCUCUGAAGAACAUCGGCAGUAGGGUCUUUAUAUAUGGAAACAGGUUUAUUGGUAGAGAAACUCUGGAAGAUCUAAAGGAAAGGAAAGAGCUGGAUUACAAGCAGGUUAUUUUGGACAAUAUUGAGAGGAUUAGGAAUAUGGACAAUGGAUGUUUAUGGACCAAUGUCUGUACAGCCGAGAAAUAUCCUGAUGAAUACAGUAAAUACCUUCGCCUUCUUGAUGAAAGGGAGGCAAUUUAA
This is a messenger RNA of Encephalitozoon romaleae SJ-2008, 2079 nucleotides long. RefSeq lists its product as hypothetical. The transcript has a single exon. Bases 1 to 2079 code for a protein of 692 amino acids. The record is from RefSeq and is a predicted model, not a curated record. NCBI's taxonomy places the organism in Eukaryota, Fungi, Microsporidia, Unikaryonidae.